AUGCCGCUCGAUUGGACGAUCGACGCUGAGCAGCGCGGUCUGGCCGCGUGGCUCCGCCAGCGCGACGACAAUGCGCACCGGAAUCUGCUGACGUAUACAGAUCGCCUGCUGCUCAACCAGUUCCUCGAUCGCGUCGUUCUCGAUGCGUCGCUGAGCCAGAGUCCGCACUACGACGCCCGCCUCUCGGUCCUUGCAACGCGUCUUGGUGUCCGCGACCCAGUUGUCUUCUACGUGCCCACACACAGAGCUAUCCAGCGGCAAGACCGAGAGCGGGAAGAACGAAAGCUUUUCGACCUCGAGUGGCGGCGCCAACAAGCGCAGCACCAGACGUUCGUCGCCGCCGCCGCCGAUCCUUCGCCCGCAUGGUGCUCACUGCUCUAG
Molecule: messenger RNA, 381 nt
Organism: Saprolegnia parasitica CBS 223.65
Lineage: Eukaryota; Oomycota; Saprolegniomycetes; Saprolegniales; Saprolegniaceae
Exons: 2
Coding region: 1-381 (126 amino acids)
Source: RefSeq, a predicted model, not a curated record